UUUAUGCUGUCUAUGCAGUUGCAGGGCCGAUCAUAGUUGCCGUGCUGUCUAAGGAGCUUUGGAAUGACGACGCUGCCGAGGAGGUGACCGGUUCCCUUCGAGUGAUUCACCAGUUUGUGGACAUGCCGUCUCAGCAGGCCGAGUACUUCGAUCCUGUUUCCCGUACUACAAGAUCAGUCCAUGGCUGUCUGCCUGGAAUGGGUUACAGCUUCGCAGCGGGAACGACUGAUGGUCCAGGGGCGUUUACAUUCCACCAAGGCAUGAAGACUGAAAACCCGCUGUGGAACGCAGUCCGCAGUUUUCUGGCUCCGCCUUCAGAACGUUACCUGUCGUGUCACGGUGCCAAACCCGUUCUACUUCCUACAGGAGAGAUGGAUUUCCCUUUCGAGUGGCAGCCUCGUGUUGUGUCUACGCAGCUGGCUCUCAUAGGCACCGUGGCAAUGGCCUGCGUGCCUGGAGAGUUUACUACAAUGUCAGGACGGCGGCUGAGGGCCGCAAUCAGCGAGAGCGUCGCAGGACUGGGGGGCCCUGGCAUCUCGCAGGUCAUUGUGGCUGGUCUCUGCAAUACUUACAGUGAUUACAUCACGACGCCAGAGGAGUAUGAGGUUCAGAGAUACGAAGGUGCAUCGACAAUCUAUGGUCCACACACUUUGACAUUAUACCUCGCCCAGUAUCGUAAACUCGCUUCGGCAUUGGUCAGGGGCUCCGCUCUGGACCCAGGACCGAGCCCUCCGGACCUGUCCGACGAUCUGGUGUCCUUCGUAACUCCAGUGAUCUUUGAUAUGCCCAUUUGGAACCAUAAGUUUGGAGAUUGCAUAGAGCAGCCUGUGAGAGUGGCAGAGCCUGGAGUCACCGUUACAGCCAAAUUUGUUGCAGCACAUCCAAGGAACAACCUGACACUCGGGGCCUCUUACCUGACAGUUGAACGCUUCGAGGAGGGGUCCGGUAAGUGGAAGAUCGUAGCUACGGACGCGAACUGGGAGACUAGAUUCCAUUGGAUCCGCGUUUCCUCUAUACUGGGAUCCAGCGUAGCGCUUAUUACGUGGACUGUGGGCCCUGACGCGGUGCCUGGGAAAUACCGCAUUCGUCACGUCGGCAGCUUCAAGUAUAUCUUUGGUGGCACCCACCCCUAUGAAGGAACUACACAUACAUUCAAGGUUUUGAAUGCACGUUCCGGCUAUAAGCGCUACAAACACUAAUAUACCAUGAAGACAACCGUUUUGACGCUGUGGAGGUUACACUAACCAUCUCAUCCACCGUGAAGUGCAAAUCUCACAUUGACACAGCGCACUUGUUCAGCGGGAAGCGAAUUAUACAAAUUCUGGGAAAACAAACAAGUGGUGCUGAUCUUAUGUAGGACGAUUGUACCCUGUUUAAAUGGAUCGUGUACCUGACGUUUCGGAGAUUUUUUCCGUCUCCAUCUUAAAGGCGAAAUUGCUACCUCACAAACCUUGCCGAUACUUUCAGUACAUAUAUCUAUAUAAUACUCGUAUCCUGCACCUGAAGGCGCAAAGUUGAAGCAACUACCCCAUAGAUCUUACAGCAGGCUUACUACAUGUGAGAAACGAGCAUGGGCGUCUUCUCGAUAUAAAAAUGGAGACAUGAAGACCUGAGAGUACACCCCACGUCGACAUUCUGCCAUUUCCCAGAAACUGAUCAAAAUUAACAAUGAAUAGCAGUGAAAUUCUAAAACAAUAGAAAAAUAUACGAGUGUUUCGACAAAUACUGCAUCACAGAAGGAAAUUAACGCGACACUUCAAGCUGAAUUUUGAGAAGUCUUCUACUUCUUUAUAAGCGUUUUUAUAUAAGUACUGUAUUUCUUUCUCAGAGUUGUGGGACAAGAUGAUGUCAUCAGGUAAUGUGAGAUUAUGAACAUUAAUAAAUAUAUGUUUCAUUCAGAAGAACA
Cryptotermes secundus is the source of this 1906-nucleotide messenger RNA. Its product is annotated as neutral ceramidase. The record is from RefSeq and is a predicted model, not a curated record. The annotation marks the transcript as partial. NCBI's taxonomy places the organism in Eukaryota, Metazoa, Arthropoda, Insecta, Blattodea, Kalotermitidae. Gene Ontology annotation, biological process: sphingosine biosynthetic process; long-chain fatty acid biosynthetic process; ceramide catabolic process. The transcript is spliced from 9 exons. Gene Ontology annotation, molecular function: N-acylsphingosine amidohydrolase activity. Gene Ontology annotation, cellular component: extracellular region.